This is a messenger RNA of Zophobas morio, 3676 nucleotides long. RefSeq names its product axin (gene Axn). NCBI's taxonomy places the organism in Eukaryota, Metazoa, Arthropoda, Insecta, Coleoptera, Tenebrionidae. Gene Ontology annotation, molecular function: protein kinase binding; ubiquitin protein ligase binding; molecular adaptor activity. Gene Ontology annotation, biological process: positive regulation of proteasomal ubiquitin-dependent protein catabolic process; cell development; positive regulation of protein kinase activity. The record is from RefSeq and is a predicted model, not a curated record. Bases 346 to 2742 code for a protein of 798 amino acids. Gene Ontology annotation, cellular component: beta-catenin destruction complex; plasma membrane; nucleus. The transcript is spliced from 11 exons.
GCCAUCCCUCAUUCAUUUCAUGGCAUGGCGGCCUCAGGAUAUACGUGAUAAAAAGUGCUUCUUAAAGUUUCUUUAGUUGUUAUUAUUAAAAACUCUCGUUAAUUUUUCCGUUCGUUACCGAAUCAAAAGUGUUUCCGUUCUUCCGCCCGCCCCCUCUUCCCCGCGCAAAAUGCUCCAGUGUUAAAAUAAUGUGUUGUGUUUAUGUUUUCCGUACAAAAAUAACAUUCGGAUUUUCACUCCGCUCGCAAAAGUUCCCAUGAUGAAGCAGAGACCUCCACGCCCCUCGCAGAGCGCCGUCAAGAUCAUCAAUCGGAAGGAGGGCUUGUGCCGGAGGCCCCUGUCAAUAUGAACGACCGAGAAAAGGCCCGGUCCAGUGGCAACAAGCACAUCUAUGAAGGUGCUUUCGAUUACACGUUGCCCCGACCCCCCGCACUGGGAGAGGAGAGAGCCGUCAGUACUUCAGAGCAGCGGGGGGCUCAGCCACACCAGAUGGACCGAUCCAGGCACCACCUACAGAAGUCUUCCUCUCCAGUUCCAAAAUCAGGUUACGAAAUCGACAGGCCUAAUUCGCGGCCUUCUUCGAGCCACGACAAACCCCAAACGUCGACCCCGGCCUACUUCACGUGGGCGGAAUCGCUUCACCACCUCCUGCAGGACCCGGACGGGGUUAAACUCUUUCAGAAGUACCUCGAAAGCGAAGGCCCGGAGCACGCGAACCCCCUCCAGUUCUGGUUCGUGUGCGAAGGGCUGAAGAAGCACCACGACCAAGACAGCAUACAGAAGCUGGUGAAGUGUAUAUACAAGAGGUAUUUUCUGAAAUAUGCUCUUCCGAUCGACGACGAACUCAGAAAGCAAAUAAUGAAAAAACUGAAAUCGCCCCAGUGCCUUGAACCCCCGAUCACGCUUUUCGAUGAGGCUCAGGCGCAAAUCGAAUCUUUAAUAAGCAAAACUACUUAUCCGAACUUCCUUAAGAGUGAUGUGUACCUGCAAUAUAUACAGUCUGUUGAAAAUCCAAAUAGCGGUAGUGACGAAUUCAGCAGCGAAUCGAGCGCUUCCAGCAGUCCAGGCAACAAAGACGUCGGAAACAUGGCAAGCGGGGGCCCUCUACCCACACUGCACGAAGGCUUGGAAUUUAGCAUGCACGCCCAGCCGCAGAUGCUUCUGACUCCAGGAACGGGAAGCGUCAGUACGGGUUACCACACCCCUACGCCUCGUCUCACCAAAGAUAUGUUGCUAAGGUCUCAGAAACACCGCGCUCUGGACAUUCGUCCGAAGUCGGAGGCUUUCGCCGGUUUGAUAUACCGAAGCAACGGAGUUCACAUCGCAUACAAUUCGUUCAACCCGGUGUCCAGGCAAGAUAGCGAAAUGCAGUCACUUAGUAGUCAUUCAGAUGCGAGGACCGAACCGGACUGUAUGUCCCUACAAGAGAGUAAUAUCAGCGACGCUAGAUCGGGCCGUUCCCAAGAAAAGCAAAUCCGCCAGCUCGCCGCCCGUAACAAAGAGACCAACAUGAACCACUCCUUCAUCCCGCGCACCCUACGAAAGAACUGGGAAGGGAAGGGCCACACGCCCGUUAACGCCGAAGAGCGGGCCGCCCACGCCGCCAUCAUCAUCGAAAAGCUCGAACAACUGAAACGAGAGCAAGAAAGCGAAGAUCUGCUCCACAAGAGACUGAAAGAGGGCGACUCGCUCAGCUCGCUCGACGACAAGCCCGCCGCCGCCGUCCAGAGCCGCGACCUGGAGGCGGCCAUGCGCGAGAAGCUCCAGUUCCAGGACGACAGCGACCAGGACAUCCUCGACGAGCACGUGUCGCGCGUGUUCUCCGACCACUCGUCGCAGGGCCUCGUCAGCCCGAAGCCGACGACGCCGCCGCCGCGCGGUCCCUGGGGCCAGGCGCGCCGCCGCCGCGAUCGCGACCUCUUCUCGACCUUCAGCGGCGACUCGGGCAACGUGCACGACUUCGCCGAGGACGUGGAGCGCAAGUCGCUGCCGAAGUCGAAGAGCAUCCCCGAGCACGGAGAGGAGAGAUUCGCGCGGGCGGCGUCCUGCAGGCGCUCGACGAAGGAGGAGAUGCCAGACAGCGGCAUCUCGGUGGUGUCGGAGGGCGUGCCCACGAAGGACAACCGCGUCAUCUCGUGGCUGCGCGAGUCGGAGAGGAGCGGCAAGGUCGGGAGCGGGCACGCCUACAGCGAGAUGGCGGUGCGGGAGGGCGUGAGCCGGAAGCACAAGAGGUACGGCUCGAGGAGCAACUCGUUGGAGAGGACGAGCGUGGGGCCGGCGCAGCCGUUCAUCGCCGACCCCAGCAUGCCGCCGCUGCCGUCCCCGAACACGGACCUGCAGCUGGAGGAGAUCAGGAGGAGGCUGACGGAGGAUGAUGGCCGGACGAGGUCGAAACAGAGAUCGUCGAGUAAGCACUAUCCCGAGUUGGCCCAGAGCGGGCAGUCCACGUUGAGGAAGUCCAUGCGGGGGCAGCGGCCGAGUUUGAGCACGGAGGAGAUGACGACGGCCGUUUUCUCCUUCGACGACGAGCAGCUCCCUUACAGGAGUAAGAUCCCGGGGAGUCAGAUCACGCUGAGACAGUUCAAGGAUUACUUGCCGAAGAAGGGGAACUAUAGAUUUUUCUUUAAGACGCUGUGCGAAGAUCUUUGCAAUCAGGUGACUCACGAGGAAGUAAGCAACGACAAUGAAAUUCUUCCACUGUGGGAGGGGAAAAUAAUCGCGCAGAUGAAACCGAUUGACUGAGUUUUACGUUAAGUAAACGUAAGGAAUAAAUUUGUAAUUUAUUUUUGUUGUUAAUAUUGUUCCGAUUGGUUCGAUUUUAAAACCGACAAGAACAAAGGGGAUCGAAAUUUUGAAAUGGUUUUGAAUUUUUCGUUUAAGGAAAUCGUGCGUUUUUGUCGGUUUUUCUCAUCUAUUUUUUACACUGCCACGGUUUGUUUGGUUGUUUUACGAGAAAAGUAAAACAAAUAAAAUAAAAAAAUGCACAUAAAAUAAUAACUGUAUAGUGCUUUAAACAUAGUAAUAAGAUGCCUACUUCGGGACUAUAAUUUUUUAACGAGGAAUUACCGACAGAGUCGCUCUAAUUUGUAAAUAUUCGUAGUGACUUUGUUUUCUUUUUCGUACGCAAUAGGUGCAUAAGACAAGUGCCUUUUUUGAGAUGUUCUUAAUUUUAAACUUUCGAGUCAUUUCUUCCUUUUUCUCUUGAGUAAUAAUCGUAGACAAUCAGAUCGGGAAAAAUAGGCAGCUGAUUGCUAUUUUUACUUCUAAUCUUAAGUUUUAACGGUUAUAAAUUAGGAAUAGUUCUUCAUAUACCUCAUUUCUUUGUUUCUGUUGUAGAAUAAUUAAUUCAGACUUCUGUGGAUUUGUUUACUUAAAUUAUGUGUAACUUAGAACUGAAUUUUAUAUUAAUUAAUUCAUGUAUUUUUUCGACAAGAGGAUUCGAUUCAAACAAUAUAACUAUUAAUUUUGCCGAGUUUUAUUUACUUCGCUCGAUACUGACAGUAUUUUUUUAUAAGUACAAGGUGCCAUAAUCCAGGUUUUCUUUCUCGCAUGUGCAGGUGGUGUAGCGCUACGAAUUUUUCACGUUUACAACAGAUUUAGUACUUGUGUAUAUUAAUUUAGCGAAGUUUUGUAAGGAAACUCAUCUCAUGUUGUUACAAAUACAAUAGUUUUUCUA